CCUCCAGUUUUGCAACUUCCAAGUUGAGCACCCUCGCCGCCCUCGCUCCGAGUUAAACCCCCGUUCGUCCUUGCCCUCUUCCGUUGGUAUCCCUUGUACGUUUCCAUCCUCUCCUCCUCCCGCGAGUCAAACCAGAAGCCGCACCCAAACGCUCCGCCUCCUCCACUGUGAAGUGUCGCCUCUCCUCCAAUUCCAAAACCACAGGCCGCUUCUCCCUCUUCUCCCCCCUUCUCAUCUCCUCUCGCGGGUCGUAGCCGCAUACCCGAGGCAUAAGAGGGGGCAGCCCGAGGAGAGGGGUAGCCGGGUUGGUUUGGGGCUUUGGGCUUGGGAGGAGGGCGUACGUUUUCGCCGGGCGGCAAUGGAGGGCGUGUGGAGGAAGGCCAUGACGGCGCUGCGCCUCCGUCUCUGCGUCCACGUCCCCGCCGAGGGCGAGGGUGGUGCCACGGGCGAGCGGCUGCCGGCGUCGGGCGCGGGCGGCUGUCCGACGGAGGCGGCCGUGGCGGCGGUUGGGUCGGCGCCGGACGAGACGGUGUCCGGUGCGGUCCGGGUGUCCAGGUCCGGAAGCAGGUCCUCUUCCAAGGGGAAAUGUGCAAUAUGCUUUGAUUCUAUGAGAUCUGGCCAUGGUCAUGCCUUGUUCACUGCAGAAUGUUCUCAUAUGUUCCAUUUUCACUGCAUCUCAUCUAAUGUGAAACAUGGAAAUCAUGUCUGCCCAGUCUGUAGGGCAAAGUGGAAAGAGAUACCCUUGAAUCGCUCACUAUCUUCUAGACUUGGAAUUAAUCAAGUUCAGUUGCCCCAGCAAGAUGCCUAUGUGGCUCUUCUUCACCAAGCUCCAAACCGCCAGCAAGGAGUUCGGCGCUUACAUAGUCCUUUGGAGCCAGCAAACUUCAACGACGAUGAACCAUUGCAGCAGACAGAAGCUUCUGAUAAUCUUAAUUUUCGGUCUACUAGGACGGCAGUGGUCAGCAUGUAUCCAGAAUUCUCAGCCAUCCCUCAGUCAUCAUCUCAAGAUGGAUUUUCUAUUCUAAUCCAUCUGAAAGCCCCCAGUGCUAAUUCAGACCAGGACACAUGCGGACCAAUCAAUGAAAGCUCAGUUAGAUCUCCAAGAUGCCGCGCCCCCGUUGAUCUUGUCACUGUGAUUGAUGUUAGUGGCAGUAUGGCAGGCACCAAGCUAGCACUCCUAAAGAGGGCUAUGGGUUUUGUUGUUCAACACCUUGGGCCAUCCGAUCGCCUUUCCGUAAUUGCUUUCUCAUCUAGUGCCCGGAGGCUGUUCCAUCUUCAACGAAUGUCACAUUAUGGCAGGCUGCAGGCCUUGCAGGCUAUUAACUCACUUGGUGCUGGUGGUGGUACAAAUAUUGCUGAUGGACUGAAGAAAGCUACUAAGGUGAUUGAGGAUCGCAGUUAUAAGAAUUCAGUGUGUAGUAUCAUUCUUCUGUCUGAUGGGCAAGAUACCUACAGUGUUUCCUCAAAUGUUCAAGGAGGCUCGACAGAUUACCGGUCACUUAUUCCGCCAUCUAUUCUUAAUGAUACACAACGCAUGUUGCCUAUCCAUGCUUUUGGAUUUGGAUCAGAUCAUGAUUCAGAUUCCAUGCAUUCAAUUGCUGAAGCUUCUGGUGGCACGUUUUCCUUCAUCGAAGAUGAGGGUGUGAUGCAAGAUGCGUUUGCUCAAUGUAUCGGUGGGCUUCUUAGUGUUGUCGCACAGGAGAUGCGACUUAGCAUGGAAUGUGUUCAUCCUGGUGUUCAACUCAGUUCCAUCAGAUCCGGUAGCUACCCAAGGAAGGUGGCAAGAGAUGGACGGAGCUGUUUAGUUGAUAUUGGUCAACUGUAUGCUGACGAGGAGAGAGACAUUUUGCUGUCUGUGAACAUCCCACAAUCUCGUGAACAGACCUCGCUGUUAAAGGUUGCUUGUUCCUACAGGGAUCUAGUGACAAAUGAGACCAUCAAUAUUCAAGGUGAGGAGGUGAAGAUCAACAGGCUGACAUCCACCAUAUCUGAACCUGUAUCCAUUGAGGUUGACCGCGAGAGGAACCGUGUACAAGCCGCGGAUUCUAUUGAAUCUGCACGAUGUGCCGCGGAGAGUGGUGCUCUCUCUGAGGCUGUGACCAUACUUCAAGACUGCCGCAGGAGAUUGUCGGAGUCCUCUGCCAGCAAGAGUGGGGACCGCCUGUCCAUCGCCCUUGAUGCAGAACUGAGGGAGAUGCAGGAGAGGAUGGCAAGCCGCCAACUCUAUGAGGCUUCAGGGAGGGCGUAUAUGCUGUCUGGACUGAGUUCACAUUCCUGGCAGAGAGCAACGACACGUGGAGACUCAACAGACAGCAGCACUAUUGUUCAUUCCUAUCAGACACCAUACAUGCUUCAGAUGUUAGAGCAUUCCCAGAAUCAUAUCCCUUUGCCUGCGGGACAACGGCCACAAGUGCCAACCAGGUCAUCGGCAAGAUAGUCAACCCCCACCUUGUCCUUGGCGACCAGAUGCUCCGACGAUGAAGGAUUCGUCUUAAGCUUUGGUAGUUCUUAGACUGAUUGUUGGCGCAUAGCACCUAUUCUUCUGCUUAUUUGACUAUUUGAGUCGUAGUGGGUUUAUACCAAAGAAACGGCCGGGUACAUUGGGGUGUUAAGAGUCUGUAAUUGUAGAAAGUCUGGUAUCCAUUUUUUAACUUCUAUCCUAAAUUCUUCAAUUGAUCUUUGGUGAUGUCUUAUGUGGUGUAA
Brachypodium distachyon (stiff brome) is the source of this 2703-nucleotide messenger RNA. RefSeq lists its product as uncharacterized. NCBI's taxonomy places the organism in Eukaryota, Viridiplantae, Streptophyta, Magnoliopsida, Poales, Poaceae. The transcript has 2 exons. The record is from RefSeq and is a predicted model, not a curated record. The coding region runs from base 359 to 2437 and encodes 692 amino acids.